Molecule: messenger RNA, 1094 nt
Organism: Cheilinus undulatus (humphead wrasse)
Lineage: Eukaryota; Metazoa; Chordata; Actinopteri; Labriformes; Labridae
Gene: folr
Product: folate receptor
Exons: 5
Coding region: 144-869 (241 amino acids)
Cellular component (GO): external side of plasma membrane
Molecular function (GO): signaling receptor activity
Source: RefSeq, a predicted model, not a curated record
GUUAUUUUCUGUCACACUCCACGAGGACAUUCAAACACACACAUCAAGAGCGGAUGUGAGUUUCAUCAUUUAGAGAAGUGUGUAGGAGGUGACGGGAGGAUCAUCUUUUUCAGAGGAAACUAUCACAGAGUCUAAUAAGAGCCAUGUGGAUCACCCUUGCCUUGCUGCUUGCUCUCACCAGUGGAGUUCUGUCUCUGGACAAACUCAACAUGUGCAUGGAUGCUAAACAUCAUAAAGUGUCCCCUGGACCUGAAGGGCAGCUUUAUCUUCAGUGUUCUCCAUGGAAAGACAAUGCAUGUUGUACGGCCAACACCACAGAAGAAGCCCAUGAAGACAACUCCUACCUCUACAACUUCAACUGGAAUCACUGUGGUGCCAUGAGUGAGAAGUGCAAGAAGCAUUUCAUCCAGGACACUUGCUUCUAUGAGUGCUCACCACACUUGGGCCCCUGGAUACAAGAGGCGGAAGAGUCCUGGCGUAAGGAGCGUAUCUUGGAUGUGCCUCUGUGUAAGGAGGAUUGCCAUGGAUGGUGGGAAGACUGCAAAGAUGAAAUGACCUGCAAGAAUAAUUGGCACAAAGGAUGGAACUGGACCUCAGGUAUAAACAAAUGCCCUGGAGGCAGCAAGUGCAGAAGGUGGACCGACGUUUUCCCCACACCCAAAGAUAUGUGUGAACAAAUCUGGUCCAACUCUUACCUCUAUACUACCCACACCAAAUCUUCAGGCCUCUGCAUGCAGCUCUGGUUCAAUGGGACAAACCCUAACACAGAGGUGGCAAAGUACUACCUGAACAGCGCACAACAACACCAAAGCUUUGCUUUGAUAAUAGUGCUCUCUCUGGCUUUCACAGCUCUCUCUAUGAUGCUGUAGUAUUAAAUCUCUGAUGUACCCAGCAGUGAGGAGGGACUAAUUAGAUAUAUUUGAACUGCUAUUCUCUCUUUUUUCCCCUUGCUGUGUUUAAAGUUAAUGAGGUUUGGAAAAUAUUUUCUCUAUUCAAGUUUUUCUUUUUAUCAACUUCUGAAAUAAGAUUGUAGGUUCAAAAUAACAGGAAAAAGUAACUCCAAAGCUCUUCCUUAUUCACUUUUCUCAGAAAUA